Molecule: messenger RNA, 1692 nt
Organism: Alternaria atra
Lineage: Eukaryota; Fungi; Ascomycota; Dothideomycetes; Pleosporales; Pleosporaceae
Exons: 3
Coding region: 1-1692 (563 amino acids)
Biological process (GO): transmembrane transport
Molecular function (GO): transmembrane transporter activity
Source: RefSeq, a predicted model, not a curated record
AUGGCCACCCCUUCGUCGCAGUCCCAGGGGGACGAACUCAAGCCCGAGAUACCCCAAUCAGAGCCCUUGAGCGAUUCAACGUCUGAGAGGCUCAGUGUCCCAGAGCCUGAGAAGUUCAAGCCUGGAUGGCGCUUCCUGGCUGCCUUUGGCAGUCUCUGUAUCAUCACACUCAUGGCCGCAUUGGAUGCCACUUCCAUAUCAGUCGCGCUGCCAAUUAUGGCUAAAGCACUGGGCGGAUCUGCUAUUGAAGCUUUCUGGAGCGGAACUUCUUUCCUGUUGACGUCGACCGUUUUUCAGCCUGUCCUUGGAUCAUUCUCGCACAUCUUUGGACGCAAGACACUGAUCUACGUCAGUCUAGGUUUCUUCCUAGCUGGCUCAAUCAUCCCUGCCGUAGCCAACAACUUUACCGUCAUCCUAGUUGGUCGAUCCAUCCAAGGAGUCGGUGGUGGUGGUAUUAUCUGCUUGACUGAAAUGGUCGUGGUCGAUACCGUACCACUCCGUGAGCGAGGAAAGUGGUUCAGCUUCUUCGGAGCUAUGUGGUCGGUCGGCACCGUGGCAGGGCCCCUUCUUGGCGGUGGAUUCUCCCAGAACGUGUCUUGGCGCUAUAUUUUUUGGAUAAACCUACCAUUCCUUGGCCUCGGUGCUGCCUUGAUUACUGUCUUCCUCAAGCUCAAUCAGAAGCAUGGCUCCUUCCUUGCCAAGCUUCGAGAGGUUGACUGGAUUGGCAUGGUGCUGUUUCUUGCUUCAACGACCGGCUUCCUAAUUCCUGUCACCUGGGGCGGAGUGCAGUAUCCUUGGGACUCGUGGCGUACUCUUGUACCACUCAUCGUCUGUGGCGUGGGUAUGGUCGUCUUCGUUGUGUAUAUUGAGUUCUUUGCCGUCAACCCCCUCAUCCGCACUUCGGUGUUCAAAAACAUGUCGGCUGCCAUUCUUUACGUUUCUACGGUCAUUCACGGGAUCAUACUGUGGGCUAUCCUUUACUACAUGCCACUUUACUUCGAAGCCGUCAAGGGCUUCGGUCCGAUACUUGCCGGAGUUGCAAUGUUCCCUUGGACCUUCACUGUGGCUCCAGCUUCAGUCGCAACUGGUAUCGCGAUUGCAGUCACAGGACAAUAUCGAUGGGCAAACCGCGCCGGAUGGUUCCUUGCUACUCUCGGCAUGGGCCUCCUUAUCGUUCUCAAGCCGAACACGUCGACAGUCUCCUGGAUCUUCCUCAAUCUCGUUGGUGGUUUAGGGACGGGCAUCUUGUUUCCUGCCAUGGCUUUGGCCGUACAAGCUUCAGCCACCGCCAAAGACCAGGCGUAUGCCGCGAACAUGUUCUCCUUCUUCCGCGCGUUUGGACAAACGCUUGGUGUUGCUAUCGGCGGCGUCAUCUUCCAGAACCAGAUGAAAAAGAAGAUGCUUACAUACCCUCUUCUUGCUGACCUGGCAGUCGAGUACUCUCGAGAUGCAGCGGGCCUGGUCCAAAUCAUCAAGGAGAUGCCUGUCGGCGAGAUGAGGGAGCAGCUUAGGGAAAGCUACACGGAUGCACUAAAAUACAUUUGGAUCGUCAUGUUGGUCUUCAGUGCAGUGGCCUUCCUUGGCAGUUGGUUCAUCAAGGCUUACGACAUGAAUGGUGCCAUGGACACUGAGAGAGGAUUCUUGGACAAGGACAAGGUGGUGGAUGUCGAGAAGGAGCAGCCUAUGAUGUAA